GUUCAAAGCCAGCCUCAGCAGCAUCAGUGUGGCGGCGCAACAGAUAGGUGAGGGGCGGCGCUGGGCGGGGCGGCCUGCACACCUGUCCUGCACACCUGCCUGCUCCUGGGGUGUGUGUGAGGCCCCUGGGAUCUGCCGCACUCCACCCCUGAGACCUGCCGCCCUCUUCACCCCUGGGGCUAUCCUGCUCCCCUGCUGGGCCUGCCUCUCCCUGCACUUGGCGCCCCUGGGACCUGCCUCACUCAACGCCCCUGGGACAGUCUCGUGCACCCCAGGGACCACUCCGGGACCCAGCACCCCGGGAGAACCAGCCUCAGUACCCCACGACUCCCCAGCCCCAAGGGAACUGCCUCACUCCGCCCCUGGGACCUGCCUCACUCAACGCCCCUGGGACAAUCUUGUUCAUCAACACCCCAGGGACCAUUCCAGACCCUAGCAUCACUCAGAACCCCAGGGGAACCAGCCUCACUCCACCCCAGGGCCCAGCCUCAGCGGUCCUGGGACAGUCGUGCACCCCAGGGGGCAUACAUCACAACUCCCCCAGCCACCCCCAGGGACCUGCCUCACUCAUCACCCCAAGGACUUGUCCCUCUACACCCCAGUGGCCCCAACCUUGGCCUGCCUCACAACUCCAGGGGCCUUCCUCAUCAAGCAUCCCUGUGGUCCCAGCCUCCCCAGUGGUCCCCCCAGGAUGCCCCCAGCAGGACCCUCGCCGCAGGAGAAGAUGACGUGGAUGAAUGGCGUGGCGGUGGGCCGGGCAGCCUACCAGCCCACCAGCGUCGAGCACUGGGCCAACAUGGUAACUCAUGGGCUCUUCGUCUUGCCGGCCGUCUUCGGGGCUGUGUUCAUGGUGACAGCCGCCCACUCCAGUCUGCACCAGCUGGCGGCCACCAUCUACGGACUGGGACUGGCCGGGCUCUUCUUCGUGUCCACCUUUUUCCACAUCGUUUUCUACCUCGGAUACUAUAAGAAGCUGAAGGAGGUGCUGCACCGAGGCGACCGUGCCAUGAUCUACGUGUUCAUCGCCACCUCCUACACCCCCUGGCUGCUCCUACGGCCCCUCCCGCAGGACUCCUGGACCAUGCAUCUGUGGUGGGGCAUCUGGGUGCUGGCAGUGGCGGGCAUCCUGUACCAGCAGAUGUUCCACGAGAGGUUCAAGAUGCUGGAGACUGUGUUCUACCUGGUCAUCGGCAUCCUCCCCUCGCUGGCGGUGAUGGACAUGGAUGACCACUCGGGGUUGGCGGAGCUCAAGCUGGGCGGAAUCAUCUAUGUGCUCGGUGUGGUGUUCUUCAAGCUGGAUGGUCGGGUGCCGCUCGCCCAUGCAAUCUGGCACUUGUUCGUGGUGCUGGCGGCCUUCAUCCACUACUACGCUGUCCUCACUUACCUGAUUCUUCCCUCGACCUUCCCUGAGGCCGAGGACUUGGGGCGAGGCGAGGGGGAGUGUGACACCUUGGGCUCUGAGUGUCCAGCUCUCUAGUGAUCAAGUUUUGGGUCUAUCACACUCACUACUGACUCGUGGCCAAAUCUUGUAAAGUAUUAACACUCAGGUGAAGUUCCCAGGUGUCUCCAGUGGCCCUGCGCAGCAUCAUGAAGCGGUUACUGCAGAUGUGGCGCCUGCUGUGUCCUUUUGUAUUCUCUGUGUUGUGAUUGGCUCUCAAGAAUAGUUCAUAAUCGACAUUUUUCUCAGGGGUCAGUUGUAACUCUUAGAAUGGGGAAGAGGCAGGGCUUGAACAGUCACUAUAGAGGUGUGUCCGGCCCCAUCUUCUCAUUCUUCGUGUUGUGAUUGGCUCUCAAGGAUAUUUUCUGCUCCACUCUGUUCUUGGUGGGCAGUCAUGAUGCAAAGUGAAGAAGAGGCAGGGCUUGGACAGUCUCUCGUGCAGUAAAUGUGCUCUGUGUGCUGCGUCAGGUGGCAGAUUACUGAUACUGUUUUGUACAGCUUGGCGAUGCUCCUAGUACAGGCAUAGGCAUGGUGGUAGUGAGUAGGUUACCUAGACUUUUCACUACCCCAGACAGCAUGUUGCCCAUUACUUUUAUUUUAUAUUUUCUUACGAAACCAAAAAUAACAUAUGCUGUGGACAUCUUGACACAAGAAAGUUUGUAAGGAUUUUUACUAAAGGAAAGAUAUUUUUUUAAGAGAAAAAUGCUGGGGUAGUUAGAGUAGACAGUACAAAGAAAGGUAAUGAAACAGAACAGACAUGUAGAGCAUUUGGCAGGAGGAGACUAAGGAGUGCACGACAAGGCUGGCUGUGCCUCAAGACGAAGGCAGCCAGCAGCUGCAAGCACCUUGAGGGGCCACCCUGGCCAUGUGAGGGGCCACAGUGCAAGGCAGCACAGAUAUGAACAAAAUGUAUUAUGGAGACCAUUGUAUCCCAACCUCAGUUGGUAUUUGCAAUCAGUAUUUAAAAAAUACAGAGGUUUCAUACCCAAACAGGCCACAGUUACAGGACUUGCAUCAGAAUGUGAGAGUACCGCUGCAGAAGUGUUUGUUCGUUGUUACUGUAAUGUUGUAGCCUUGGUAGCCAAGGCAGAGGUCUCUGCCUGGUGUUCCAGUUUUUGUUCUAAUGCUCAAGGUCAGUGGCAGGUUGCCACACUAAAGAUGAAUGACUUUAUUUUUUGAAAUGUUAAAGUGUUUGAUCUGAAUUGUUGCACUGUGUAACAGUGGAGUUAAAAGAAUUAUUUAUGGUAGUUAGGACUUUUCUGAACUGGUGAAAGUGUUUCAUCUGAAUUGUUGCACUGUUUAACAGUGAAAUUAAAGAAUUACUUGUGGUUGUUAUAAUUAUGUCAAGUUAAACAAGCCUCCCUCUCUUACACUUGAUAGGCAACAUCUUGUCCCAAAGGACACAUUUCUUUGCCAUCACGUCAUCCUGGAGCAGUGACUCAUAGGUCUGCUGUGGUGAUAGGCAUUCAUCUGGAAUAAGCUGAUUUCAGCAAGGUGUGUACCCCAUACCUCAUUCCACCUUGUUCAUGAUUCCACGGCCCGGCAGGGCGCUGACUGCUUGGCUCAGCGGCUCGUACAAACCUCCGGACCCAUCACUACUGACACCUUUAGAUUUAUUUAUUGCGACAAUCACCCAGUGAGAUGAUAUCUUAUUCAGGAAACCUGGUCUUGGUGUUCCGGACAAAGACACAAGACUCCACAAUAUUGUGAUGCAUUUAUAGUAUUAGUCAGCAGACCCAAGGUAGGCUGGGCUGUGCCCUUAGAGCACGACUAGUUUGUUUCCUCACGUCUGUGUUAGCUCAGCUGUGUAGUGGCAGGAGUGGGAGGGACAGAGUGCUUCCUGUCUCUGGGUUUUAGCAAAGGAGGCCCAGAGGGUUUGGAAAUCUGAAGAACCACAGAAGGUUGAACUGAUAUACUUUUCUCGUGUCCCGUCAUGGUCAACAUAGCUCUCACACACUGGCAAGAAUAAUGGUGACAGAUUUAAUCCAAGAAUAUAGCUUUGCUCAGUCAUGUAAAAAAGUUCCUAACAUAUUGAAGAAGACAAUGGAAAGUGAAAGUUAAGUGCAGGUUACUUCUUGACCCACCAUUAAAAAACUGUCUUGAUCAGCCAAAGCUUGUAAUUGAUACGUUCAAAUAAUUAACUAUCUAAACAUUGGCCAAAGGUCCGUUAUGUUUGUUCCUGGCAGAGCACUCUGUUGCUUGACACCCCCAAAUGUGGUCAUAUCAUUAGAUUACAGGACAACAAGUGUGUACCUUCUAUUAUCCUCAUAUGAUUAAUGUUAGAGCAGUGGUGUGCCAAGUGGACACUGCCAGUGGUUUGCCUGCACAGGUGAACUGCAUAGAGCUGCACCUCAGUAUGUGGGGUGGUGGUGGUGGUGGUGGUGGUGCUAGUCACAGGUAGACCACCACAGAGGACCAAGUGAUGGUAGUCAUGUCAUAACAUGCUAGACAGACCAUUUUGGCGGACAUCAUCACCACAUGAAGCACUUGUGAAAGUGACAAAAAUUUCUAAUCACUGGCUCUUCUGCCAUAUCUCCUGUCACUUGAUUGGCUAGUGCAUCAUUAGGUGUCAUCUCAGAGCUCUUAGGCAAAAGUCAAUAUGACAGUCAGCUGCCUGGACACGGAUGGUUCAACACACGCAUAACAUAUUAGGCUGGAGGUGUGCCAAACCUCCUGAGGAAACACAAUAGUCCAUUAGUGCUGCUGGAGGUAGCCGGCAGCAGUAGUUGUGUGUGCCACAAAACCAUUUUCUAGUCUCCUCACUGCCAGAAUGACAAACAGCCUUUGUGGCCCGUGUGCUGUGGCGCCCCGGCUCUGUGUUGUGCCUAGGACUAGAUGACAUAACAGUCAAAACUUUGAUGCUCCCCGGAGCCAGUCACAAUGUUGUCUGACCCAUUUUCUUGUUGCCUGUGACUGAGAAGGUUCACCACACAAUGAUUUAGUUCUCAUACAUACAGUUGUGUGGAUCAACUCAGUAACCAGCCUGGCCAUAGCAGAUCCAAGGCAUGCAUUACUUGUAUCAUAAGUGGCCCUCUUGAUCCACUGUAUGUCUGCUGUACUUAACAAAUGGUUGUGGCCCUCAAGACUCCAUCGCAGUCAUGAGGAAAAGGCAAUAAAGAGGUGCAGUGUUUGCUCCUUCCUGACUCACACAGGCAAAGAGGAAGCUUAUCUGCUGGAACCCUUGGCUGCUGCCCCCACCGUUGAUGUUAGCUGAUGAGGUUUCCCUGACCCCCUAGAGUUGUCCUAAGGUAUCCUUCAAGUAAUGUUACUAUUUACGAAGUAUUUCAUCUCUAUCUCAGUAUUCUACAAAUGCCAAUCUGUUUUGCACUACUUUCUCCCAGCUGUUACCCAUGGAUGGAGGCCUGGCUCACAGGGCAGUGUGCCUGGCGUGAGGAAUUGUACGUGCAUGUGUACAAUGGCUGUCAAGGAAAAUGUGUGAACGAGGAGUCACUUCAAGGAAUGUGUCACAAUGUUGAACAAAUCAAUGGGAUAGAUUUGCAUUUUUAUUUUUUUAUUUUUUUAUUUUUUAUUUUUUUUACGUUUCCACCUACGGCGCCAGUAGGCUUGCAUGGAGGGGCCUGAUGGUAUGGCCCAGCCCAUUGACAAUAGUUAAAACAUCUCUUAUGCGGCAUAAUUAUAUUUAUGCUGUGGUCCUAAGGUCAGCAGUGACUAAAUAUAGACGAUUCAUUUUGGGGGAUCUACUCUUCAAGUGCUGCCGCUGUUUGAAGGUCAAGGAAAGCCAAACUAGCCACAGAACUGACAAUAAGUACGAAUACAACACUUUAAAAAUCUGGCCUAAGUAUUUGUGUAGAAAUGAAAUGCCGAGAUUGAUGUUAGGGAAGCUGAUUAAUGGCGCUGCUUUGUGUUGAUGUUGCUAGGUGUAUGUUUGUAACGGAUGGGUGGAUGGAUGUGCAUUAGAGCAUCCACACAUCCAUCACCACUAUUCAAAACAAAGAUAUCCGAGGUGUUCAAAUGAUUCAGGUUUAUACGAGUGGCCGGUCUAUUAAAAGCAUUUUGUACUCUGGGCCCCAUGGCAUUUAUAGCGAAGAAACUGAGACUACAAAACAAUUGCUAAUGAUGUCAAACACUCGAGGGGAUUCCUGUUGUGAGUUCAAUCGCGACCCUAGACGGCUAUUUCUUCUCCUCCUUCUCUAUACGAGGUCGCUGUUCUUCGUGAGCCGCCUUCACUUCCCUCCCUCCAUCACCAGCCAUGUUAUUAUUCAGACCCUUCUCUGUCCUUGUGCCAUCUAAGCCUUGUCCUCUCUCUAUAUGAUCUUAACUGUUUAACGAUCUUUUUAUCUUGUCUCGGGUCUUCCUCUCCUCCUCCUCCUCCUUCCCAGUACCUUCAUUUCCGGUGCUGUUCUCUCAUCACUUUCCCCAUUGCUCCUCAUGAUGUCCUUGUGCCAUCUAAGCCUUGUCCUCUCUCUAUAUGAUCCUAACUGUCUGACGAUCUUUUUAUCUUGUCUCGGGUCUUCCUCUCCUUCUCUGUAUACUUCCAUUUCCAGUGCCGUUUUCCGAUCACUUUCCCCCAUCGCUUCUCAUGACGUGCCAAUAUCAAUAUCAAAUAAGGCUUGCACUCCCUCCAUGUGGUCUUGUCUGUCUAGUUCGGAGAGAUUCUUUAGUCACCUUUUUCGUCAAGACACCCAAUAGUUCAAAGUCCAUCUACCUCCCGUCAUUCAUUUGGGUCCAGUGUGAUUUUAUUUGUGAAGUGCUUUUUCUACCGCUAGACAUAAAAUGAAAAAAAGAAGUGGCUAUUUUAUCCUUAUUUGUGAUUUAGUAGUUGAGCCAAGACAGACAGACACAUUGGUCAGUAUUAUAAGAUACUUUCGGUUCUCACAUCAGCUAUUUCUAAAGGCCAAAGAGAGGGUUAGUCUGGUUCUAAUGAGUGUUUCUUCAGGUUCACGGUACAGAAGAAGGGUCAAACUACCAUCAGGAUCAUAAAACUACUACUGGAAAUGCCCACAACUCCUAUGAAAGCCUUGUCAGAUAUGUGUUCUUGGGCAGCGAAAUGUCUUAUAAUACCACCCAUAGACCCCUCGUAUUGCACCCCUCACAUAUGCCCCCUUUUUCCUCCCCAAUAAGCUCCCUAUCCCCCCUCCUUUUUCCUUCUCUCUUUUUCAUCAGGACUUUACACUUCACAUGGCUCCCCAAAACUCCAUACCACAAAUACUUCACAAACAUCACAACUCUUUAGAAAUGACUCGGUUUCUUAUAAAUGCCAUGGGGCCCCAACGCGGUGACUUUUAUAUAUACAUACUCAUCAUAGCCUCAAAAUGAUGAUAUAAUGAAGUUUGUGUUUUGUGUGUGUGUGUAAUAAUGGUUGAAAUAUUGAAAGAGUGAUGAUUGAUUUAUAUUAUUUAAAGGGUUUUUGAUUGCAGGGUGGUAUUGUUCUUUAUCGUGUGUGUUUGUAUGUGUGUAUAUGUGUGAGAUGAGGGAUUGGGCAGUCAGUUAAUCAGUCAGUCAGUCAGUCAGUCAUCCAUCAGUUGUACACUCCCACAUCUUCAUCAAUGACAAGGUUCGAGAUGAGCUCCUGAUCGAGGCUUCCAUCCUAAGCACUCACUCAUCUUUACUGUUUAGAAAAGAUAAAAUAACCACAAUGUACUUUUUGCAUUUCCUCUCUCUUUCUCCUCCUCUUUCUCUCUCUCUCUCCUCCUCUUUCUCUCUCUCUCUCUCCUCCUCUUUCUCUCUCUCUCUCCUCUUUUUCUCUACAAGUGGCUACAACAACCCUGUGUCUCGUGCAGUAACAGUAGUAACAUUUAGAGAGUGUAUGUAUUUAUCUACUCUGUUUUCUACCAUUGAUCGACCUGUUCAUGUUACUCUUAAGCAGACUCCUCUAGAAUCCUAUGUGUAUAUCAUGUGGUGCAGCCUGACCUGAUCUGACCUGACCCGACUCGAUGUCUUCUUACCCCAGCUCCAAGCCCUGCCCCCAUUCCUCGUGACCAAACCUUCGUGCCAAACCUUUGCACACAGAGUAGUUUUGUAGUGGUUUUCAUGGCCUGCUAUCAAGUUACUAUGUACUUAUAUGCGCCACUUAAGACAUUUAUCAGACAUUCCGUGAUGUGUCUCUGCUUUGGUUUCGUGCGUUAGUCUCUGAACUCCUUUGAUAGCAGUGGAGGCAGUGUGUUGUGGCUCCCCUGUCAAGUUCUUUCAAAUAUUUAUUCUUUAUAGAGGUUGUUUAUUGUUGCGAGGAGUCGUGAAACUAAGCAUUGGGGUGCUAACUAUACCCUGACGAAACCUGACCUCAACAACCUUUCUUUUACGACACAGAGCGAUCGGACAGACAAUGGUUAAAUAUUUUGUUUACUAGCAUUGUUUUCCCCCAUAAUCUUUCCCUUCUGUAGCCUACCCUUGAGACCAUGAAGUAUACAAGGUCUGUUCCGAGAUGUUACAAAAAGACUAAUCAUGAUUUUAAACAAUAACUCAUAUCUACUACCGACAAAAAGUGUGGCCAAAUGACAAGCUAUAGUGUGUGUGUGUGUGUGUGUGUGUGUGUGUAGGGGUAGUCGGGGGGGCAGGCAGUCGGGCAGCACCACACAAACCUACAUACUAACUCACGUUGCCAAAUCUCCGCACCGCCAGCAACAACCAGUGACGUGUUCAGACUGUGUUCGUCCGUUCGUUCGUUCCCCCGUCUGCGUUCCUCCUCGCAGUUCCUUGAUGUUCGUCCGUGUGUCUUACUAGCAACCCGUUCGUUCCUAGCUAUUAAGUCCUUAGGAAAAUACAAAUACAACCCUUUAGUGAGGAAGCCAACAAUGUCUUCUACCCCAGUUAGGUCUUCUAGGAUUUAUAUAUAGUAACUUAUUUAUCAUCUUGUGCCUCCUCCUCCUCCUCCUCCUCCUUCUCCAUUGUAUAUUCUUCCUGAGUGAUCUUUCUUCUCCUCCCCUUAUCCACUUUCUCUUCCUUUUCUUCCUCAAUGCUCCUCCUCCUCCUCCUCCAUUGCAUAUUCUUCCUCAGUGAUCUUCUUCUCCUCCCCAUAUCUACCUUCUCUUCCUUUUCUUCCUUAAUGCUCCUCCUCCUCCUCCUCCUAUUCCUCAGUGAUCUCUCCUCCUUUGCUCUCAUUUCUUCCAUCUUCAUCUCCUCCUCCUCCUCCUCCAAAGUGCUCCUCUUCUUCUUUGACUUCCACAAAUCCACUUCUUCCUUUUCUGUAAUUUUCCUUCUCCUCCUCCUCACCCUCCUCCUCUUCCCCUCUCCUCCUCCUCCUCCACCUUCAUAAGUAACGUUAGCGUAGCAUAGACCGUGAAGUGAUGUCUCGUGAUCGACAGUGAAAGCAGAAUAAUAAUAAUAAUACAGAUCUCUUGUCCCCUAGUAAGUGAACAUUAGUAAGUACCCCCCCCCCCCUCCCCGAAGAACGUCUGUGGUCCUACCUUUUAAUAUUAUAUUUGUGUAUGUUUCAAAUAAAUAAAUAAAUGACUUUGA
Molecule: messenger RNA, 8854 nt
Organism: Eriocheir sinensis (Chinese mitten crab)
Lineage: Eukaryota; Metazoa; Arthropoda; Malacostraca; Decapoda; Varunidae
Product: monocyte to macrophage differentiation factor 2-like
Exons: 8
Coding region: 692-1477 (261 amino acids)
Cellular component (GO): membrane
Molecular function (GO): pore-forming activity
Source: RefSeq, a predicted model, not a curated record